Pseudomassariella vexata is the source of this 1287-nucleotide messenger RNA. RefSeq lists its product as uncharacterized. Bases 392 to 1183 code for a protein of 263 amino acids. The record is from RefSeq and is a predicted model, not a curated record. The transcript has a single exon. NCBI's taxonomy places the organism in Eukaryota, Fungi, Ascomycota, Sordariomycetes, Amphisphaeriales, Pseudomassariaceae.
AGAGGAACAACGGCAUCGGACCGAGAAUAUCAGCAAGAGAGAAAAGAGACGAAUUAUCAGCGAUCGGAGCGACAGAAGGAGAAAAAGGAAGCAAGAGUAGUACGGGAUUGGACCCGAACACCACGGCUUCAACACUCCUCUUCUGAAGAAGAAGAAGAACGCAGAGAGAUUCGGACACAGCGAUACGACCAGUGGAGCAGGGCCUAUAGAAGAAUAGCUCUUAAGAAGAAGAAGAGGAGAGGGAUCGUACAGCGAAGAGUGGAUAAGACACAGAGAUACGACCAACCUUCCGUACGAUCACAUUAAGCGACGACGUCCUUGACCACGAAAUUCGACAAUUAUCUAGGCUUGAUCAGGGCAAUCCAGCCGAGAAGCCGAGAAGCCGAUCGAGAUGGCUCAAUUUUUCGCGAUGCCGUAUAUCUUCCCCGAUGUGGCACAAUAUCCAGACCUCCGCUUCGAUGGCGAUAGCGUAUCCAGCUGGAUUGAACAGGUCGUUCGUAUUUUCGAGAGAGCUCGACUUAGCUAUAUCGAGAAGAUUGCUGAAGCCCCGUACUGGACUAAGAAUGAGACCUAUCAGGAAAGGGUGAAGUUCGUCGUCAAUCGACUCGACAAUUGGAACGCCGCGACGAAGGCUUUGAAAAGUACCUUUGCAUUUGGAGAUCCUAGACAGCUUCGAAGUGCUUAUGAUUAUCUCAAAGACCUCAAAAACCAGCCUCUAUUAUCGAAUCCGUCGGAGAUCUAUACGUACUGUCUUGAUCACGAGAUCCAAGCCGAAGAGACGAAGGAUACUGCACGAGUACCAAGCGACCUUGACUGCACUCGAGGCCUGUUCGAGAGGAUCCACGGCCACAGUCUUGAAGAUAUUAUGAACAAAGGCAAGAUGACGUAUGAAGAGCUCUUCAAGAUGGAGUACUCUCAAGCCCAGAAGUUGGUCCGAGGGUGGGCGAAGGAUAAGGUCAAUCUGGAUAACCACACUAAGCGAGCCGAGAGAUAUUUCUCGUCUGAUCAGAGCAAGAGAGACGGCAAGAGAGGACCAGAGGAGAGCCAGCUAGAUUUAUUUGCUCUCACGGAGAGGCUCAGAGCCUUGGAGAUACGGUUAUGCCAAGUAGGCCCGUCUGAUAAUUCGGAUAUGAACGAUACUGUCCAGUCUCGUGGUCGUAUAGCUGGCCUUGACGAGUCCUGACUGCAUUUCCUUGGGCCUGGUGUACGAGUGGCUGGCAGCCCCAUGGCUGCUGUGGCCGGUGUGCAGUCCUUACAUCUUCCAUCUGGUGUCUCCGAUCAGACGGG